AUGCUUGAGGCUGUCAUCGAACCGUAUCCGCAAGCCACGAUUGAUGGCUAUACCGGAUUGACGGUGCAUUACGCACAGGAGCGCGGCGCGUGUGCGAUUGUCCGCGGUUUACGUGAGGUCUCCGAUUUUGAAUGGGAAUUCAAGAUGGCACGGAUGAAUCAGCAGAUCGCCCCCGAUAUUGACACCCUUUUUAUGAUGGCAAAUACACAAUAUGCUCACAUUAGUUCAACCUUGGUGAUGGAAGUCGUGCAGAUGGGGCAAGGAAAAGUCGGUGCGGAGAAGUUACGGGAGAUGGUACCGGCAAUCGUGGUCGAAUUUAUCAAGAAAAAAUUUGAUGUGCUGUAA
Molecule: messenger RNA, 345 nt
Organism: Geodia barretti
Lineage: Eukaryota; Metazoa; Porifera; Demospongiae; Tetractinellida; Geodiidae
Source: the annotation of a GenBank genome assembly